Messenger RNA from Tetrahymena thermophila SB210, 8871 nucleotides. Its product is annotated as transmembrane protein, putative. Lineage: Eukaryota; Ciliophora; Oligohymenophorea; Hymenostomatida; Tetrahymenidae. The record is from RefSeq and is a predicted model, not a curated record. Gene Ontology annotation, molecular function: protein binding. The transcript has 12 exons.
AUGAUAAAUCUAAAUGGAAACUUAAUAGAUGCUGUCUAAUAAGAUAAUUUAAUCUAUAUUUUGUUUUUAUCAAAUGACCAAGGUAUAGUUGCUACAUUAAAUCCUCUGAAUUAAGAAAUCAACUAUUAAUAAACUUAGUUACAAUGUACUUAAUAUUAAUUUAGUGGUUAAUAACUUACUUGCUUUGAUGAAGGAGAAGACAAAUUUACUUAGUUAAAUAUUUUCAGUUUCAAUUAAAUUAGUUUUAACUAUGAAACAGAUAACAUAGUAAUAGUUUCAAGUUUUGCAUAAAAUGAUUUGUAAUAAAAUUAAUAGUAAUAAAACAGUGAUAGAAUAUUAGAUACAAGAAAUAAUAAUGAUGGAAAGUUUUUUGAAAAAGAUCAGUUUAGAAAUCUAAAGUCCGAAAAAAUUAAUUUUGAGCCUUAGCCCAAUCAAGAAAAAAUAUUGAUAAAACCAUUAGAAGUUCCUUUUUUAUAGUAUAAAUAAAUUAAUUUAAAUAUAGUUGAGUAUUAAUUCAAAUCAUAUAAUGAAAUUAAUAAAGUAGUUGUUUUUACACCAUAAUAUACUACAUUGUAUUAUUUAGAUGCUUCUAAUCCAAAUAAUCCUUUAUUAGCUGCUAAUUUAAUAAAUAUAACUAGUGUAGUAUGCUAAAAUUAAAUUAAUAACAUAAUAACACUCGUUUUAUCUUAAGAUUAUACUAAUUAUUAUAGUUACUUAGCAAAUAUACAGUAUAAUUUAUCUUCUUCUUAAUACAAUAUCUAAAUGAUAAGAAAAUUAGAUUAUAGUUAAGGAAAUUUAAAGUUAUGUCUUAUUGAUAAUUAGACUCUUUUAACUGUUGUAGCAAAUAAAUUAGGAUGCUAAAUUUAUAAUUUGAAUAAUUCAGAUACCAAUUUGUAAUUUAGUUAUAAUUUUACUCUGCAAAAUAAUUUAAUCAUAGAAUAGGCAUUAAUAAUUGAGCGUUCUUUCAUAAUUACUAUAAUUUAAUUUAAUCCAAUUAACGCUUUAAUAAAAAUUGUUCCUUAUGAUCAAAAUGGAUUUUAAACUAAAAAUGCUGUUAAUUAUCAAAUUUCGAUAAACUAUUUUGGUUAAGUUUCAUUAAUAACGUCAUUAUUUUAUGAUUAAUAGAAUCAGAUAUUUUAUAUUUCAAAUUAAUAUGAAAUUGAAAUAAUACCAACUGAUCCAAAAUAGCAAAAACUUUAUGCCAAUGUUUAAGGUAGUAAAAUGAUUUUAAAUUAUGGUAACUUAAUAGACCUUCAAUAUUCUGAUAUCGAUGGAGCCACAUACCUUACUUACGAAUUUGGCUUUAGCAUUAUUUAUGAUGAUUUUAAAAAGCAACCAUUUACAAAUUACGUCCAUAAAUAGAUCAAAAUGUCAUAAAUAUUUGGAGGAUACUUUUUCUUAAUAAGCGAUUAUGGUUGCAUAAUUGUUGAUACAAAAUAUAAAAGUUUAUUAACUUUUAACAUUGACUCCUCUAACAUUAGAAAAUUAGAAUUUAAAUCAAAUAAUUAUUAUGCUUUAGCUGUGUAUAAAAUUAAAAAAUCUUAAUACUUAAUUUUCAUUAUUUAAGGAUAUAAUUAAAUUUCUUCAUAUUAAUUUGCUUCUGAUCCAAAUUUUGGAAACUCAUCAUUUUUUUAAAUUGGUAACAGAAUUAUUUCAUAACUCGAAAAAGGUAUUUUUAGAUAGUAUAUAAUUUAAGCAUAAUAACUAUACAAAGAGGAUUAGUUUUCUGGUAAAACUAUAGAUAACCAUAGUUUAAAUAAUUAAAUUGUCUAAAAAAAAGGUUAAAUUAGUUAACUAAUUACUUUUAAUUAUGAUACCUAGUCUAUGAUGUAUUACGAUUAUACAACGGAAGCUAAUUUACCAUAGCUAAUGACUAUAUGUAACUUAAAUAUCUAUACUAAUACUAUUUAUAAAUAAUCAGGUUCUAUUUUAUCAUUUUUAAAUUUACUAAAUCACAAAUUGCUAGAAGUCAAAAAUUCUUAAACUCAAGUAUCAUGCUUAACAUAACAAGCUAAGAAUUAUUAAAUCAUAUUAUCAAAUGGAGUUUUAUAUAGAUAUAACUUAACUGAUUUUAGCAAUAUAGUUUUAUCCUCUCAAUAUUAAGCUUUAAAUCUUUUUAUUAUUAAUGAUGCUCUUUCUAACUUUCUAAAAAAUGAAAAAUAAUUCCUUGUUUUAAAUAUCAAUAAUAAUCAAACUGUGAUUUAUGAUACAGACACAAUGAUGCUAAAAUAAACAGUUUUAAACGUAGAUAAAGAUGACAAAAUAUACUAAGCUUUUGGUUAAAAUUAAAUUGCUUUAUUUAAUAGUACAUAUGCAGCUACUAUUUAUGAUAACAGCAAUGCUUUUACUUCUUUCUGUUUAAUGUGCAAACUAAGUAACUUUAGUACUUGUGUAGGCACUGAUCCUGUAAUCAAUUUUGGCUUAGUAAUUAUUGAAAAAGAUAUCUAUGUUUUAAUUUAGACCUAAGAUAAUUAAUUUUAACUAUUAAACUAAUAUAAUUAAACAAUAAGAGGCUAUUAUAACUAUACAGCAGUUAUUUUUUCUUAAGAAAUAGAAACAUUUAUUAUUUAAGACUCUAAUAAUAAUUAACUUUUGGCACACUAGCCUAAGAGUGAUAAACACGUUAAAUUCUAAAAUAGUUUAAUAGAUUCGUUAUCUAAAAUAACAAAUGAUUUUAUAUUAAUCGAAUAAAUAAAUUGUUUAGUAAUUUAGUUUUCAAAUUAUGAUAAGCUUGCUGUCUAUAACUAUGAAAAAUCAUAAUUUUACUUGAUUAAUAUAAAUAUAAAUAAACAAUUUUACUCUGUUUAUUUAUAUUAAGAAGCAAGUAAUAUUUUAGCAUUAGAUAAUUACUCUAUUUAUAUACUCUAAUUAUUUGAAACAAGCUUUAAAUACUCUUAAUAUAUCUAAGAUAGCUAUUUUUAAACAUUUUUACCACAAAAUAAAAAGACUGUAAGAUCUAUUUAUUAUAAUUUUGCCUCAGAUAUUAUAUAUAUAUAUAAUGAUGAAGAUAGUGUGUCUGGUUUCAAGAUUCAACCAGUCUUUUAACAAAUUUGCUAAAUACCAACAGAAAAAAUAUUUAUUUGUUAAAUUUCUUCUCUAACAAAGUAAAUGAUUUUGGUUUCAUAGACUAAAAUAUAUGCUAUAGAUUUUAAUAAAUGCUCAGUGAUUAAAAAUUCAUCUCAGGAACUUAAUAAUUUAAUAAGUACAAAUCUAGAUGAAUAAAAUAAGCUGCUAAUAGAUCCUUAAAAAGAUUUAGUUUACUUAAUUAAUAGUCCAUAUUUAAGUGUUUAUUAACUUUCUAAUCUACAAUUUUUAUUAGGUUAUCAAUACGGAAGCAAUAAAAUAUAAUUAAUUCCUUAAAUUAUUGAACAGACUAACGAAAUACUUAUCUAUUAUAAAGGUGUUAUUUUAAAUUUUGAUAUUAAUUUAUCAUUGUUUGGAAAAUAAGAGUUUAAUAAUAAACUCAGAAUUAAAAAUUAUUUUGAAUUUAAUAUAGACAAUAAUUAGUAUUAUGUUGUGUUAUAUUAAAAUACAGGAAUCAUUCAAGUUAAAGAUAAAGAAUUAAAAAAUAUUCUCUAUUUCAAGCUGUAAAUUCCUUUAACUCUAAACGGCUUCAACUUAUUAAUGAAUAAAAUUAAUAACACUACAUUAAUAAUAUUCUUGCCAAACUAACAAAUUUAAGUUUUUGAUAUAACUUAAAUGUAAAUAAUAUAAAACAUUAAUUUAUAAUUUUAGUGUCAAGCAAUUAAAUUUUAAUAGCAAAACUCAUAUUGCUAAGUUGGCUAAACAUAGAUUUUUAAGCUUCAAAAUAAUUUCUCAUUUGAUUAAAUAUUUCAAAUUAGCUAAUCUAAUGGCAAAAUUAUUGAAUAUUAUAUUCUAUCAGAAGAUUUAUUAGCAAUAAUUACCGAUAGUUAUUAGCUAUUCAUAUAUUCUCAAUAAUAUUAAUUACAACAAGUUGUAAAUACAAAACUUUAGAGGAAUUCAUAAGUUAAAUUAUUUAAUCACACUUAUCUUGCAGUAAGCUCAACAUAAUCUCUAGAAAUUUUUAAUAUUACUCUAACUUCUAUGGAAAUCAAUCCAAAUAACUUGUUGCUUUAGAUAAAUGAAUAGAAUUAAAUGCAAUCUUUUACAAUAAUGACUUAGUUUAAUAAUCCAUUGUUAAUUUAUUCUUCAAAUUAUCAAGCCUAUGUUUAUGAUCUUGCAUAGUAAAAAUUAAUGUGCUACCUUUAGAAUGCAUAACAAUUCGGUCAAAAAUUUGUAUAUGAUGAAAAUUAUUUUUACAUCUUAGGAUUUUCAAAUGUAAUAAUAUAUGAUAUACUAUCAUUCAAUUAUAUUAACUACUACAAUCAAAACUCAUUUAAACACUCUUAAAUAGUAGACAUCUAAAGAAUCUAUCAAGAUUAUUUUAUUUUGAUUUAAAAAAGCGAAAUACAAAUUAUUAAAGUCAAUAUUAAAAACUCAGAUUUGGUUUAAAGCUUCAAGGAUAUCCCUUAGCCUGAAGAAUUCAGUUUUAAAUUAUUAUUUGAUAAUUUUAAUAAGCUAUCUGAGAUAAAUAUUUAAGUGAUCAGCUCAGAUGCAAAAAUGAAUUUAUUUACUUACAGUCUUAAUUAAACCUCUUUUUAGUAAAAUUAAAUUUCAUAAAUCGAAGUCACUUAUGGAAAUUAAGUUGAAGAGUAUUAUUAAACAAGUUAAAGGUUACAGCUGAGGGUAUCUGACCUUAAUGGCUAAUUAGGAGCAUAUAUUAUUUCAAUAUAGAAAUAACUUUAAGACAUCGAAAUUCCUCAAAUAAAGUUAUAUUAAAAUAUCAUCUCUCCAUUAACUUUAUUAAAAUACAAAACUCUAAUAGAUGGAAUAGAAACAAAUUAAUAAUUUUCAAAUGUUUUACUUACAAGUAAUAAUUUUUUAACACAGAAAAUAUAAGAUUAAAAAGAUUAAUAUCUUUCAAAGUUGGCAUUUAUUUAAUUAAAUAUAAAAGUAAAUAUCACUUCAUAAGAUGUUGAACUAAAUAAAUAUGGAUCGCUCAAUUAUUUAUUAUUAGAUUAAGUUAAUCUAAUAUUCUUUAAUUAUUCUUCUACAUUAUUCGUUAGCAAUAUCACUUAAAUAAUAAUUUAAAGUAUGACCAUUCAAGAUUAGUACUUGAUUAGAAAUUAAUCAGUAAUAAAAAUAUAAAAUUCUUAGAGUGUACUAAUUGAAUAAUUAGAUAUAAAAAAUAUAAAUUUAGUUUUUGAAGAAAUAAGUCAGGACACCUAAAAUAGUUUUAUUACAUUUAAUAAUAUAACUAACAUUUACAUUAAUUAUCUGAAUAUCUAAAACUUAAAAUGGAAAGGAAAAAUUAUUUAAAUACUCUUUUCAAGUAAUAUAACCAUAAAUAAUUUAAUUAUUGAUAAUUCAAAAUUCUAAUAAUAUAAUUUAUUUGAAUUUAUUAUGCUUGAUAAUUUAGAAAUAAAAAACUUGAUUUUAACAAAUAUUUCCUACUUUAGUUAAUCGAAAAGAAUUAUGGAAACAGAAUAACCAUAACGCAUUUCAAGAAUAAUUUAUCUUUAAGGAGUUUAUAAAUCAAUAUUUUAAAAUAUUUAAGUCAAUCAAUUUAAUAACACUGGGUUACUAUUUACAGAAUAAUUCUAAAAAAAUGAUGUAUAUUUAUUUUACAAUUCAUAUUUAAAUUUUAAUAAACUUACUAUCUAAAAUGUGACUAUUGAUUAAGAUUUUAGCUAAAUGAGCAUACUUUUAGAAAUAAAAGCAUUGAAUUGCAUUUUUUAAAAUUUCAAGUCAGAAUACUUAACAUUAAAUGGAAUAUUUGCCUAGAUAGAAGCUAAAAAUUAAAUCUAAAUUACAGAUUCAAACUUUGCACAUUUUCAAUUUACUAAUUCAAAAGUAGGAGGAAUGUUUAGUAUUCAAAGUAUGAAUUUGUUUUUGAAUAAUACUAUCUUUAAAAAUAGUACCUCUUUAGGGUUUGCAAAUGCUCUUUAAAUAUUAUCAACCUAAAAUUUAUGGAUAUAAUACUGUAAAUUUAUCAAUUUAACUUGCAGCUCCAUUCCAAAAGUAUCAUCAUAGUAAUCGGCUGGAGCUAUAGAAAUUAAUUAAGCAGCUCAAGCUUAUUUAAAAUUUAAUACAUUUAAAAGCUGUGUUUCUUAAAGCUCAGGAGGUUCUCUAUAUAUAAGUUUGCCAAAAUAAUAAAGUUUUAUAAUCAUAGAUCAAUGCAUAUUUGAAAAUAAUUAUUCUAAAUUAAAGUCUGGAGGUGCAAUUUUUGUAGAAAAUUCAUAUAAUAUAACGGUUAUUUCAAGUACAUUUAAUAGAAAUUAAGCAAAAUCUGAAAAAGGAGGAGCUAUAGCAAUCAUGAAUUCUAAUUUGUUUAUUCUAUAAGAUACUAUAUUUGAAGAAAAUGAAUCAUUGAUAGGUGGUGCUAUUUGGUAUGAUUAAUACAGCUCAAUAAAAAUUUCAAAAGAAGUAAAAUACUCUAACAACUCUGGAAUAUGCUAUGGCUAGAAUUUAGGCUCUCGUCCCAGAUCUAUUCAGAGAGUAACAUAAACCAAUAAAAUAAUAUUAAAUAAUGAUAUUACAGGUGUAUCUAGUGGUAAUUAGUUAAAUAACAUGGAGUAUUUUAAUUUUUUUGAUGAAGAAAAUAAUCCAUUAAAAUGUAUAGAUAUUAAUAGCAUGUAGUAUUAGCCUUCUUCUGUAAUUAAUGAAGAAAUAAAUAAUUAUAAUAUUUAAAUUGAUACCUAAAAGACACAAAAUAUUUUGGUGAAAUAAUAAUAAAUGUUAAUUAAGAAUAAUAUACAUUAAUUAUAUGAGUUCAAUCCUAUAAUAUUAUUUAAGUAAUAUAUGAACUAAACUCUAUAUAUCGUUUCAAACAAUGAUAAUCUCUAAAUGUAAAUUUAAAUAAGAUUUAGAGUAUGUGGAGUGGGAGAAAUCGUUUAAGUUGAUUCUGGUUUUGUUACGUGUUACUUAUGUCCAUAAGAUAGAUAUUCCUUAGUUAUACCAAAUAUGGAGACAGAUUAGAACAAGUUAAAUUGUUUAAAAUGUCCUAUAUAGGCUAAGAGCUGUUCAGGAAAUACCAUCAUACUUAAUAAUGGCUAUUGGAGGAUUAAUAAAUUGUCUGAUGAAAUUUAUACUUGCAACACAAAAGGAUGUAUAGAAGAUAGUUUAAGCAGUAAAUUUGGAUGUGAUAAAGGAUAUAUUGGUCCUCUAUGUGAUUCUUGCGAUAGUAAAGGAGAAAUUUGGAAUGAGCAUUUUGGUAAAAAGAAUAAUGAUGAGUGUUUACCUUGCAAAUAAGCUCUGUCUUAAUAUCUUUAUUUUUUUGCUCUUAUUUUAUUUUAUAUUUUUUACAUCACAAACAGCAUCAAUAGCUAAUUCAAUAAGAAAAUGAUACUUUUUAAGCUAGAUGUUUUGAGAAAAAUGGAUCUUUUUAUAACCAGUAAGUCAUGCUCGUAGGGUUAAGAUUUAUAUUUGUGGAUCAAGAUUUUCAUAAACUAUUUUCAAAUAUUUCAAAUAUUCUUUUUAUUCACUGCUAAUAUUCCUUAAUAAAUUGAGUAAAUAAUAAAUCUUUUUGGUGAACCUGUUAAAAUGACUGUGGCUAGUUUAGAUUGUUUGUUCAUUAUGACAGAUAAAUUUCCACUUUGGUUUUUUAGAAUUAUUGUUUAAAUCAGUUCUGUAUUUAUUUAAUAUUUAUUGAUAUCUUUGAUUGCAUUCUAUAUCUUUAAAAGAAAGAAGUUAAAGCUGAACUUAGUUGGAUAAAAAAAAUUUAUUUUCAUGAUGGUAUUUGGAUUCUUUUACUUAUUUUACUAACCUUCAAUAUCAAAGUUACUGUUAUAGGGAUUGUUUUGUAGAUAAAUAGCUUAAAAAUAGUAUUUAAUUGCUUAACUUAACUAUGAAUGCUAUUCAGAUACCCAUUUGAUCUACAUAUUUACUAUUAUUAUUCCUUUCCUUUUCAUAUGGUGCGUUUGUAUACCCUUUUAUUAUUAUAGAAAACUAAAAGCAUUUUAAAAUUCACCUAAGCUAAGUAAUAGAUAUGAAUAGAUAUUAACUCAUGGUAUAUUGUAUAAAAGCUAUAAAACAUAAUAUGCAUAUUGGGAGAUAAUUAAAAUACUUAAAAAAUUAUUGUUGAUGAUAUUAAUAAAUACUUAAUUGAGCCCAAUCACCUAGAUUAUAUUUAUAUAAAUUAUUUUAUUAUUUUAUUAAUAUUUUUAAAUAACCUUAUCUCCAUUUUAAAAUUAGUAACAAUAGAAUUGUGAAAAGUUUUUGAUUUUAAGACUCAAUUAUAGCUUUAUUGUUUUAGGUUUUAUCAUUUAAGAUAGUUAAGAUACUGUUUUCAGUGUAUUAAAAGUUUUAAGUUAUAUUAGCUUAGCUGUUAUUAAUCUCUAAGUUUUGUUUAUGUUAAUAUAUAUAACUUUUAAUAACAUAGAAAUAAAACAGAUAUAUGGGUAAAAUAAUGUAAGUAAAAUUACCUAGUUUAUAAUAAUUAUGAAAAGAUAUUUACCAUAUUUGCUGUAUUUUAUUAGAAUUAGAAGAGUGAGCUAUAUAAGAGUACAUAAGUUGUGGAAAAAAGUAAUUAUCAAAUUUAGAAAAGUAAAUAUCUCAAAGUUAAAGGAAUCAUAAGAAUUUAAAAUAUUUUCAGAAAGUAUAUAAUAAUAAAAUGAUAAAGGAAAAAUUUAAGAAAAAUAAUCAUUUAAAAAUACAGAGUAUUAAAUUAAUAAGCAAUACUCUGAAUCUAAAGCUUUUAAGGAUGACUUAAUUUUAUGUUACCAAACAACAAAAAAUGACAAAUAGUUAAUCUUUGAUUCUCAGCUUAUUUAGGAAUUAGAUUAACAAGUAAAUCUUCCAAUUUCUCCAGCUAUGAAUUACUUUUAUAAUAAGAAAACAAAAAAUUAUUGA